UUUUUUUUUUAAACGCUCCAUAUAAUCAACCAUGGUCACCUUCUCAACUGAUUACUGGGCUCCUGCUAUGGAGGUGAAUGUCCGCCGACGGACCGAGAAACCAUCCUAUCAUAUCAGCAAUAACCCUCUUUCAACUCAGAACCUCUUCACUCAUGAAAACAACUGGAACACCCUUCGACAGGUCCCCACGAUUGACUCCUCCAACUCCUCAACCAGUAUCGGAGUCGUUGAUCAGGUCGCUUUGAAAAAGACAUUCCACCCCAGUAGCAACACCAACACCAACAGUAAACCUACACCAUUACCAGUCCCUACAAAGAAGCACACAUUUAUUCACAAGAUCUUUCAUCAUGAGCCUAAAUCAAACUCAACCAGUCCACCUGCUUCGCCCGACCAACGAACCAACCCACUUGAGGAGGAUCCUUAUUUGUUAUCCAGCUCUGCUCCUUGGGAAAAGAAGAACGUCUUCAAUCUGGCUAACGUUCUCCAUCGGGGUGCUUCUUCCAAUUUCGGAAGUGAUCGAGCCGCCUUGGCAGGGACUGGCACACCAGACCCUCAUGCGCUCAAGAAAGCAGUUGAUUGUACAUUACUCAAGAAGUAUGGACUCUGUGACAAGGGAAACAUCGGCCAGGGCGCCACGGCAGUAGUGCGCUUGGCCCACAAGCUCUCAUCUCAGGACGAUUCCGAAAAGUUGUAUGCAGUCAAAGAGUUUCGAAAGCGCAGAAAGAACGAGUCUGAGAAAGAAUAUGUCAAAAAGUUGACUAGCGAGUUCUGUAUCUCGUCAACGCUACAUCAUGAGAAUGUUGUGGAAACUGUUGAUCUUGUUCAGGAUGAACAACAACAUUGGUGUGAAGUGAUGGAAUAUUGCUGUGGCGGUGAUUUGUAUAAUGCCAUUAAGCACGGUCAGAUGUCCAGGGUCGAAAUCGAUUGCUGUUUCAAGCAGCUCAUGAAUGGUGUCGCAUAUCUUCAUUCCAUGGGCGUAGCACAUAGAGAUAUCAAGCCCGAGAACUUGCUACUAGAUGGCAAAGGCAAACUCAAAAUUACGGACUUUGGUGUCUCUGACGUUUUCCGGAUGUGUUGGGAAAAGACACCACAUCUUUCGAAGGGUCUUUGUGGAUCAGAGCCCUACAUUGCUCCAGAAGAGUUCAAGAAUAAAGAGUACGAUGCUCGUCGAGUCGACAUUUGGGCUUGUGGUAUUGUCUAUUAUUGUAUGGUUUACCAAGGCAUUCCCUUCCGUUCUGCCACGGCUCAAGACCCUAAUUACCAACAUUUCCUUGAAAUGCGUGGCGUCAACAACUAUGAACCUUUUGAGAAGCUACCUGUGGGCUGUCGAAAGUUGAUGAAGAGAAUUCUAGACCCCAAUCCUGAAACCCGAAUCACAAUAGAAGAAAUCAUGGAGGAUGAAUGGUUCAAGAGUAUUGAGACAUGUAUCCAUGGUGAAAAUCAAAACCCUCAUCGUCACUCAUCUUCGCCAAGUUCGUAAGAAAUAGAAGAACAAGAGUGGAAAUGCAUAACUCUUCAAAAGCGUUUCUCUCACCGAAUAAAGAAGGUUCUGUGAUGUUUAUUUCCUCAUUUAAGUACAAUAUUUAUAC
This is a messenger RNA of Lobosporangium transversale, 1589 nucleotides long. Its product is annotated as kinase-like domain-containing protein. The transcript is spliced from 2 exons. The record is from RefSeq and is a predicted model, not a curated record. Gene Ontology annotation, molecular function: protein serine/threonine kinase activity; ATP binding. Lineage: Eukaryota; Fungi; Mortierellomycota; Mortierellomycetes; Mortierellales; Mortierellaceae. Gene Ontology annotation, biological process: intracellular monoatomic cation homeostasis; intracellular signal transduction; protein phosphorylation. Bases 32 to 1480 code for a protein of 482 amino acids.